AUGCCAGUAACUCAAUUCAACGUGAUAGACCCAUACAAGUAUAUAAAUGGGUUCGGAGGGCAUAAAGAAAGUGAAGCAAUAGAGGGCGCCUUGCCGCUGGCAGCCAACUCGCCCCAGAAGUGCCCUUAUGGCUUGUAUAAUGAAAAGUUGUCCGGCAGUGCCUUUACUGCACCGAGAAAUGAAAAUCAACAAACUUGGCUCUACCGAAUUCUUCCUUCGGCUAGCCACCAAAGCUUCGAAUCCGUGCCCGACCAUGUCAAUCAGUCAUUAAUCCAUUCGAAGAGCUCGGGCUCCCAAUUUACCGUGAUUCCUAAUCAACUUCUCUGGGCUCCAUUCGACUUUGAUAGUGGAAGUUCAUGGGUAGACUCCUUGCACCUUAUCGCUGGAGCAGGAGAUCCGACCCUGAAGCAAGGCAUAGGGUAUUAUGUCUAUGCCCUUGGGCGGUCUAUGGACGAAAAGUCUGCUUUUUACAGUGCAGAUGGUGAUUUUCUGAUCAUUCCACAGCAUGGGACUCUCGAUAUUCGAACCGAGUUGGGGAAGAUGCUGGUGCGACCUAGUGAAUUCUGCGUUAUCCCACGGGGAAUCCGAUACCAUGUUGCUCUACAUGACAGUGAGCCGGCGCGUGGAUAUAUCCUUGAACUCUAUCAAGGCCACUUCCAGCUUCCCGAAUUAGGACCCAUUGGCUCGAACGGUCUCGCCAACGCCCGAGACUUUCAAACUCCAGUGGCAGACUUUAUUGAAGAUUAUGAGAAUACGGAAUGGAGCUUAUACGGCAAGUUCGGGGGCAACCUCUUUUCAGCUAAGCAGUCUCACACCCCUUUUGACGUAGUUGCCUGGCAUGGAACAUACUACCCAUAUAAAUACGACCUUGGGCGAUUUUGUCCUCUCAACGCAGUCUCUCAUGACCACAUUGAUCCCUCGAUUUUCACAGUCCUGACUGCACCAUCUAUUCCGCACGGACCCGGUACUGCAGUUGCUGAUUUUGUUUGUUUCGGGCCUCGAUGGAAUGUCUCUGAGAAUACCUUCCGGCCACCGUGGUAUCAUCGUAACACUAUGAGCGAAUUUAUGGGCUUAAUCAAGGGUAACUAUCCGGGCGACUUCCGGGCUGGUGGGGCUAAUCUGCAUAACACAAUGAGCGGACAUGGUGUGGAUACACAGACAUUCGAAAAAGCAUCGGGGAUGGAUUUGGUCCCAACCAAGCUCAUGCAGGGGUCUCUAUCGUUCAUGUUCGAGAGCUGCUUAAUGGUUGGCGUCACCGAGUGGGGACUAAAGACUGUCGCCAGCAAAGUGCACCAGGAUUAUAACAAGCAGACAUGGUCAACCCUGAAGAGGGAUGUGAAAUGGCUUGCGGCCGCAGAAUAUCCGGCCGAGCUCCAUGGUCACGCUUUCGGAGGGUAG
Messenger RNA from Aspergillus tanneri, 1398 nucleotides. RefSeq lists its product as uncharacterized. Gene Ontology annotation, molecular function: homogentisate 1,2-dioxygenase activity. Gene Ontology annotation, biological process: L-phenylalanine catabolic process. NCBI's taxonomy places the organism in Eukaryota, Fungi, Ascomycota, Eurotiomycetes, Eurotiales, Aspergillaceae. The transcript has 4 exons. Bases 1 to 1398 code for a protein of 465 amino acids. Gene Ontology annotation, cellular component: cytoplasm. The record is from RefSeq and is a predicted model, not a curated record.